AUGAUCUAUGACCUGGAUACUGGCUUCCAAGUCUUUGUGAAUGCUGACCGCAGAGAACUCUCGAACGUGCCGGGCUCUGAACCCUCGGUGCGUUACAGCACUCUGCUGGUGGAGUUGGGGCCCUCCAUCGCACGGUACCGGGAGAUCAUCAACUACCUAAAGAAUGGCGUUUACCCGGCCUUUCUUCUGGCCUACUUGAGAGUAUGA
Molecule: messenger RNA, 207 nt
Organism: Durusdinium trenchii
Lineage: Eukaryota; Dinophyceae; Suessiales; Symbiodiniaceae
Source: the annotation of a GenBank genome assembly